CGCUCGGACUUAGACGGGGUUAUACUUUGGAAACCAGAUUUUAAAGCCACUAAAUAUUCUGAAACAAUGUUUGUUUUUUAAUUUGACGAUUUAAAUUAUAUUGAUAACUAUUUUGAGUUUUAGUUAGUUUUAAGUAGAAAUAUGCAAUGGCUUAUAACCAGUGGCGAAAGUUUAAUUUUUUCGAAAGAGACUUAAUGAAAGAUCCAGUAACAAAACAAGAUUUCUCUAGUUUAAAGGGGAUUUCAAUAACAUCGGCAUCAAGUGGAAGUGGAAAACUUUUAGUAGGAGAUAGCCAAGGUAACUUGCAUCUUUUAAAUCGUGACCUUCAGCUGACUUCAUUUCAAAUUAAUAAGAUUAAAGUAUCACAUCUUUUUCAGUUAAAGCAAAAUGAAGUGCUUGUGUCAAUUGGGAAUGACGAAGUUGGUAUUAAUCCAUUAAUUCAAGUGUGGAACUUUCAUAAGCUUGAUAAAAAUGGCAAUCCCACAUGCAUAUGGGUCUCAAGAGCACUUGUUACUGGCACAAAACUUUCAGAGGUAACAUGUCUUUCUGUCCAUGAAAGUUUAACUCAAAUGGCGGUUGGUUUUGAUGACGGAACUGUUGUUAUUUUUAAAGGUGACAUCAUGAAUUCUAGGAGUAGUAAACAAAGAACUAUUCACAUGGACAAGUACCCAAUAACAGGUCUAGCAUAUAAACAAUAUGGCAACAGUGUUAUAUUAUUUGUAACUACAACCAAAUGUGUUUUUUCAUACAAUGUAACGUCCUCAGAUAAAAAGGAAAUAUUAGAAGAAGACUUUGGUGCAAGUUUAGAUUGCUCAGCAAUAAACGAUGCUUCAACUGAAAAUCAGUUUGUGGUUGCUACUGACGAUGGUUUACAUUUUUACCACCCGGAAGGAAAAAGGGCUUGCUUAGCUUUUGAUGGUGAAAAAAAGAUGGUGAGUUGGUUUCGUGGUUAUCUUGUUGUUGUUAGUAAAGAGAUGAAGCAACUUCCAAAAACUGCAGGUACUGGGUUAAGCAUGAAUAUUUUGACAGUAUAUGAUAUUGAUAAUAGUUUUAUUGCUUAUUCAGCACCUUUUCCAGAUGUAGUUGCAGUAUUACCUGAAUGGAGUUGCUUACAUGUUCUUUCAUCAGAUGGAAAGAUUUUCCAGUUGGUUGAAAAAGAUACAAAAACAAAACUAGAAAUUUUGUUUCGAAAAAACAUGUACGAUAUGGCAAUAAGGCUUGCAAAAAGUCAGCAAUAUGCAGAAGGGUUGUAUGACAUAUUCAAAUAUUACGGAGACCACCUAUAUCAAAAGCGUGACCAUGAUGGAGCAAUGCAACAGUAUAUUCGCACCAUUGGUCAUUUGGAACCUUCAUAUGUUAUUAAAAAUUUUUUAGAUGCACAGCGAAUACACAACCUAACUGACUAUUUGCAGGCAUUACAUGAAAAAGGACUAGCAAACACUGACCACACAACUCUCUUGAUAAAUUGUUAUACAAAGCUCAAAGCGGUUGAUAAACUUAAUGGUUUUAUAAAUACAGAUAAAGAACUCAACUUUGAUGUUGAAACAGCUAUUAAGGUAUGCAGGCAAGCUGGUUAUUUUGAACAUGCUUUGCAACUUGCAGAAAAGAAAAAACAGCAUGAAUGGUAUAUUAAAAUUCAGCUUGAAGAUAUAAAAGAUUAUGAAACAGCAUUAAAGUACAUGCACACGCUUCCAUUUCAAGAGGCUGAGAGUAAUUUAAGAAAGUAUGGAAAAACAUUAGUAAAUAAUGAAACUGAGAAAACCACUGCAUUUCUAAAAGAAUUGUGUACAAAUUAUCAACAGAUACAUGCUGAAGCAUUAAAACAAGAGGUACAGCGUGCACAUCCAGUUGAUUUUAUUCACAUAUUUGUACAUGAAAAGUCAAAGCUUAAAGAUUUUCUUGAGUAUAUUGUUAAAAUGCGCAAUGAUUGCUCAGGAAUAAUAUACAACACAUUAUUAGAGCUUUAUUUACAUGAUGCAACAAUGUAUCAUGCUCAAAAAAACAUUGAGAAAGCAAUGGAGGAAGAAAAAAAAGCUUUAGAUCUUUUAAUUGGUUCAGAAUCAAAAUAUGACUUUGAUCAUGCAAUGGUACUUGCACAAAUGAAUAAUUUUAAACGAGGGAUCUUGUAUCUUUAUGAGAAAGCAAAGUCGUUUCAACAAAUUAUGCAUUAUCAUAUGGAAAAUAAAGAAUAUGAUAAUAUUAUUUCAGAUUGCAAUAAAUAUGGAGAUAAAGAUAUUAGUUUAUGGAGUCAAGCACUGUCUUAUUUUGCCAAAAGAGAAGAUGAAUGCAAAACACAUAUUGCUCAAGUUUUAAAUCAUAUUGAAGAGUAUAAGCUUUUGUCUCCACUGGAAGUUAUCCAAGAACUGUCUCAAAACUCAACUGCAUCGCUUGGCAUUGUAAAGGAUUAUAUUAUUCGUCAAUUACAACAAGAAAAUGAACUGGUUGCAGAGGCAGAAUCAUCAAUUAAAAAACACAAAGAGAAUAUUAAAAAGAUGGAGAAAGAUAUUGAAGAGCUAAAAACCGGUGCAAAAACUUUUCAAAGUUCAAAAUGUAAGAUCUGCAAUCGACUGUUGGAAUUACCUGCUGUUCAUUUCUUGUGUGGUGAUUCUUUUCAUCAAACGUGCUUUGAAAGUUAUUCCGAUAGUGAAAAUGAAUGUCCCAUUUGUGCUCCAGAGAAUCGUAAAAUUAAAGAUAUCAUUUAUGCACAAGAACAUAAUGCUGCCCUACAUGAACAAUUUAAUCAACAGUUGGAAAGAUCAAGCGAUGGUUUUUCUGUUGUUGCUGAUUAUUUUGGUCGCGGAGUUUUUAAGAAGGUUACAAUAUAUACCGAUAUGAAAACGAAACAACCAAUUCUUCAAAAUAAUAUUUCAGAAUAGGGUACAAAAAUGAGUUAAAUGUUGUAAUUUUUUAUUUUUUUAUUUAUAUUUUUUUAUAAAUCGUUUUUUUUUUUACUUAAAAUAUAAAUCUAGAAUGAGAGUUGAUAUUUGAUUAAUAUUUAAAUCAUUUUAUUUCUCAAUAAUAUAUCAUUUGUGGUAUGAAAAA
Molecule: messenger RNA, 3042 nt
Organism: Hydra vulgaris (swiftwater hydra)
Lineage: Eukaryota; Metazoa; Cnidaria; Hydrozoa; Anthoathecata; Hydridae
Product: vacuolar protein sorting-associated protein 11 homolog
Biological process (GO): vesicle-mediated transport; intracellular protein transport; organelle fusion
Cellular component (GO): HOPS complex; endosome
Molecular function (GO): protein binding; protein-macromolecule adaptor activity
Source: RefSeq, a predicted model, not a curated record